AUGGAAGACAAAUCCAAUUCGUUCUCCAGCGCCAAAGAGGAGAAGGCGGAUGGGAAUAAUGUUUUUCAGAGGCAAGACUCCAUACAGAAAAACAGCACGGGAAGCCAGAACAUGAAGGACCAUGGCAACUCCGUGAGCUUCAAGGGGGAGCGGGAAGAGGCCAUGGUCGGUUUUGACGACUUGGAAGGGGCGUCCAGGCAAUACGGGUUUAUGCAGAGGCAGUUUGGGGCCAUGAUGCAGCCUGGAGUCAAUAAGUUCUCCUUGCGUAUGUUCGGCAGUCAGAAAGCCGUGGAGAAAGAGCAGGAGAGGGUGCAAACGGCCGGAUACUGGAUCAUUCAUCCAUAUAGCGAUUUUAGGUUCUACUGGGACUUGAUAAUGCUCAUCAUGAUGAUGGGGAAUCUAAUCAUCAUUCCUGUGGGAAUAACCUUCUUCUCAGAGCAGACUACCACAACCUGGCUGGUCUUCAAUGUGGCCUCGGACACCAUCUUCCUGGUGGACUUGGUCAUGAACUUCAGGACGGGGAUCGUCAACGAGGAGAGCUCCGAGAUCAUCCUCGACCCAAAGGUCAUCAAGAUGAAUUACCUGAAGAGCUGGUUUGUUGUGGACUUCCUCUCGUCCAUUCCAGUGGAUUAUAUCUUUUUAAUAGUAGAGAAAGGUUUUGACUCGGAGGUAUAUAAGACAGCCCGUGCCCUUCGUAUCGUCCGCUUCACCAAGAUCCUCAGCCUCCUGCGUCUGUUAAGACUGUCUCGACUCAUCAGAUACAUACAUCAGUGGGAGGAGAUUUUCCAUAUGACCUAUGACCUGGCUAGUGCUGUGGUAAGAAUAUUUAAUUUGAUAGGGAUGAUGCUGCUUCUGUGUCACUGGGAUGGCUGCCUCCAGUAUCUGGUACCUCUCUUACAAGACUUCCCCCCUGACUGCUGGGUGUCCCUAAAUGGUAUGGUUAAUGUUUCGUGGGGUAAGCAGUACUCUUACGCCCUCUUCAAAGCCAUGAGCCACAUGCUGUGCAUUGGGUACGGUGCCCGGGCGCCCGUCAGCAUGUCCGACCUGUGGAUCACCAUGCUGAGUAUGAUUGUAGGCGCCACAUGCUACGCCAUGUUUGUGGGCCACGCCACUGCCCUAAUCCAAUCACUGGACUCCUCGCGGAGGCAGUAUCAAGAGAAGUACAAGCAAGUGGAGCAAUACAUGUCCUUCCACAAGCUUCCUGCAGACAUGCGGCAGAAAAUCCACGACUACUACGAGCAUCGCUACCAAGGCAAAAUCUUCGAUGAGGACAACAUUCUCAGUGAGCUCAACGACCCACUCAAAGAGGAAAUUGUCAACUUUAAUUGCCGUAAGCUUGUUGCCACCAUGCCUCUGUUUGCCAACGCCGACCCCAACUUUGUUACGGGGAUGCUGAGCAAGCUGAAGUUUGAGGUCUUUCAACCCAAUGACUACAUUAUCCGAGAAGGCACAGUAGGGAAGAAGAUGUACUUCAUUCAGCAUGGUGUUGCCAGUGUCAUUACCAAGUUCAACAAGGAGAUGAAGCUGACUGACGGAUCUUAUUUUGGAGAGAUCUGUCUGCUCACCAAGGGCAGGCGAACAGCCAGCGUACGUGCAGACACCUACUGUCGCCUGUUCUCCCUCUCUGUUGACCAUUUCAAUGAGGUUCUAGAAGAGUACCCAAUGAUGCGUCGGGCUUUUGAAACCGUCGCCAUUGAUCGAUUGGACCGCAUCGGGAAGAAGAACUCAUUGCUGCUACAGAAGUUUCAGAAGGAUCUGAACGCUGGCGUGUUCAACACACAGGAGAACGAGAUAUUGAAGCAGAUUAUCCGCCAGGACAGGGAGAUGGUGAUGAUGGUGGACCGCAAGCAGUCAGUCACCGGGAUGAACUCAACACCAAUGUCAGGAAAUUCCAUCAUUAACUCGCCAGCCCAGCCGCCGUUCUCUACCGCCUUUGGAACCAAUCAGCUUCAGCAGUCCUCCGUACCUUUGACCUACAGUGCUUCAGCCAUCGCUAAUGCCUCCGCCGCCCGCAUCCUGCCAGCUGCAGCCGCCGCUGCUGCUGCGGCUGCUGCGCAGGGGGUUUACCCCGCUUCUAGUAUUUCUCAUGGCAACCUUAAUUCCUCCUCAACCAAUUCACAGACCCCACUCCAGCAGCAAGCAGCAAUCAUGUCACCCUGCUCCUUCACGGCUGCCAUGUGCAGCCCCCCUGUGCAGACCCCAAUGGGGAGUCGGAGCUUCCAGUACAGCUCGCCCACAGCCUCCCAGCUGUCACUUAUUCAGCAACCCAUUGCUCAACCAUCUCUACCCACACAACAGCUUUCCCAGCAACACGCUGUGUCAAGUGCAGCCACAGCCUCUGCAACACAGCAGCCGCCGCCGCAGCAGCACCAGCAGCAGCAACAUUCACCUCAACAGCAGCAGGUCCCUUCACCCCAGCGGGGAGACAUCCACAAGAGCACACAGGCUCUCCAGCCAGGCAGCUUAAGUCGAGACGUCCGACACUUGUCGGCCUCCCAACCGUCCCUGCCGCAUGACGCAUCUCUCGGGCCCAGAGCGCACCCAGCCUCAGGAGACUCUCUGGCCUCCAUCGUGCCACCAACAGCGGCAGCGGCGGUGAUCCAGGGAAUGAAUCUGCAGAGCGGUAUCCGCACCACAGUGCCCCAGCGGAUGAAUUUAUUCCGCCAGAUGUCAUCGGGAGCCUUGCCUCCAGUGCGUUCAUCAGCGGCAGCGGCGGCAGCGGCAUCCGUGGCAGCAGCAGUGGCAGCUUCAUCGUCCGCUUUGCCGUCUGCCGCCUCCUCAUCCUCAGUCCAACACAGGGAAUCCCCCGGGUCUAGAAGAGAUUCUGUCUUGAGCAGUACAGAGACUGAACAAGAAAAAGUGCGUUUUGCAUCAAAUUUAUGAUCACAUUUUAUCUCUUUAUUUUUUGUUUGAACUUCAGUACGCUUUAAAUCAUUUUUUUAAAUGGAGAUACGACAAAAGAGACAAAAGUGAUGGAACUUCAGCAGGUUUUUUUUUUGUUUCUCUCCAGUUUUCUUCUGAAAUAACCUCAUAGAAUUCCUGUACAUACGAGCAGUUGUAUUAUAUUUUAGGCACAUUUUCUCCCCAAACUUAAGAAUGUAUAUUCUACAGAUACAUUUCUUCUUUUGUCGCCAUAUUAGAAAUAUAUAUAGUAUGUGUGUGGGUGUGUAUGUAUGUGUGUGAGUGCACACACGUGUGAGUGU
Thalassophryne amazonica is the source of this 3203-nucleotide messenger RNA. RefSeq names its product potassium/sodium hyperpolarization-activated cyclic nucleotide-gated channel 1 (gene hcn1). Gene Ontology annotation, biological process: potassium ion transport; transmembrane transport. NCBI's taxonomy places the organism in Eukaryota, Metazoa, Chordata, Actinopteri, Batrachoidiformes, Batrachoididae. The transcript is spliced from 8 exons. Bases 1 to 2883 code for a protein of 960 amino acids. The record is from RefSeq and is a predicted model, not a curated record. Gene Ontology annotation, cellular component: membrane. Gene Ontology annotation, molecular function: voltage-gated potassium channel activity.